AUGUCUGUCAAGAGGAAUAAGAAAGUCAGUGUGGCCUGUGUACACUGUGCCAAAUCCCACGUUACUUGUGAUGACAACCGUCCAUGUACUAGGUGUAUACGGAAGGGAUUGGAGGAAUCUUGCAUAGAUGCACCAAGGAAAAAAGUCAAGUACCUGCGCGAUGUGCCAGAAGAUCAACUUCCUUCUGUCUUAAGGUCUACUAAACAGGUACCGCCUGUAAAUGCUGUUAAGCUGAAAAUGGAACCUGGCAUUCUGCCGAACAUACCAUUAGAUUAUGAUGGUGGUACAAUCCGACAGUCUGCUCCUGCCAAUAACGGUAAGAAUAAUCCGGAGACGCAACAAACUCUGAGCAACGGUCAGAUCACUCACAGGCCCAAAUUUUUGUCUAGUGCAGCAGAUUUGGAAUACUCUAUUCUAUCUGAUAUCAUUCAUGGGGACUCUUUGUUUAAUAAGAUUCCUGUCAAUUUUCUGUAUUCUAAUCCUACAGAGAAGACACCAAGCCCGAUUAACCAAGGAUCUCUGAACGGUCAGCAAGAUCUGCAUUUUUCAUUACAGCUGCGAUCCAAACCUAUGAAUCAGAUAAGGGGAAAUACAAGAGCAAUAUAUUCUAAUCUUUUAGGACCUGUUUCGCAUGAGAUUUUACAGUCGGAAUUUAAUCUCUAUACCAAUCAUUUCCCGUUACAACCUCAAGAAAGUUUAGAUGGCACGCUCGAUUUCAAGCGGAUGACUAUUGGGACUUUGUCCCCACAUCUGACGAAAUUUGACAAAACUAUAAACCAGUACUACUUGAAUUUUGCUAAUACUUUUCCAGAGAUAUACGAUUCAAGAAAGAUACCUAAUCUUUCAUACGCACUCGAAGUGGAACCACCAGAAUACAGAGAGAUACCGCACGAUACCGAGAUCCCGCAUACUUUGAGGUUCACUACACCAUCAGAAAUAUAUUCGUUGGUUCAAACAGCGUUUCCAAGUACUACUGGUUUCCAUGCAUUGCUUCGAUAUCUCAAAAGAAGAUUUGACAAAAAUCAAUUGGUGGAAAUGUGUCGCUGCUUAGCUGAGUUACGACCAAUUUUCAUUGCCAGUACUAUCGACCUCACCGAUGAAGAUAUGAUAUUUAUGGAAAAGAGCCAUCAGAGAACUUUAUUAGAGUAUGAGAAAUUCAUCUCUCAGGUUGGUACCCCAACUUGUGUAUGGAGACGUAACGGACAGAUCAGUUAUGUGAAUGACGAGUUUUCUCUAUUGACUGGCUGGAAUCGUCUAGAACUACUCAACAAAAUGACCUUCAUAGUCGAAUUGAUGGAUGGUGAUACGGUAAUGGAGUACUUCCAAACGUUCACUAGGGUUGCAUAUCAGGGGUUCAGAGGUGCUGAAACUAUGCGAAUUUGUAAUCUAUUAACCCCGAUCAAGGGAAGCGUUAUUAAAUGUUGUUGUCUAUGGACGCUAAAAAGAGACGCCUUUGGUUUACCUAUGAUGAUAAUAGGGAACUUCAUGCCAAUUCUCACCCUACCAGAAGACGUUGGGUUUUGA
This is a messenger RNA of Kluyveromyces lactis, 1524 nucleotides long. It is a transcript of the gene ERT1, whose product is annotated as Ert1p. Gene Ontology annotation, biological process: cellular response to starvation; regulation of DNA-templated transcription. The transcript has a single exon. Gene Ontology annotation, molecular function: RNA polymerase II transcription regulatory region sequence-specific DNA binding; DNA-binding transcription factor activity, RNA polymerase II-specific; zinc ion binding. Bases 1 to 1524 code for a protein of 507 amino acids. NCBI's taxonomy places the organism in Eukaryota, Fungi, Ascomycota, Saccharomycetes, Saccharomycetales, Saccharomycetaceae. Gene Ontology annotation, cellular component: nucleus. The record is from RefSeq and is a predicted model, not a curated record.